Molecule: messenger RNA, 1616 nt
Organism: Aspergillus saccharolyticus JOP 1030-1
Lineage: Eukaryota; Fungi; Ascomycota; Eurotiomycetes; Eurotiales; Aspergillaceae
Gene: cp6
Product: putative carboxypeptidase S1
Exons: 5
Coding region: 98-1525 (475 amino acids)
Biological process (GO): proteolysis
Cellular component (GO): fungal-type vacuole
Molecular function (GO): serine-type carboxypeptidase activity
Source: RefSeq, a predicted model, not a curated record
GCUCGACAUGGGGACUAUUUAACUGCCGUCGUCUGGUGUGUCGCACACGUUUCUCUCACCAGAAGCUUCCAGCUGGGUUUGCCCUGAUCUCGCCACAAUGAAGCUCACUUCCACUUCUUGGCUGUUGCCCACCCUGUUCAUUGGCGCGGUGCAGGCUGUCCCGCAUGUCCAGCGUGAUACUGUAUCAAAGGUGAUCAAGCGGGGGAUUGAGUACACUGUCUACCAUCAUGCCGCUACCGGGGCCAACCUGGAGAUUGUGAAGAACUCGGGCAUCUGCGAGACCACGCCUGGGGUCAAUCAGUAUUCGGGCUAUCUCUCAGUAGGGGAGGAUAUGAACAUGUUCUUCUGGUUCUUUGAAGCGCGACAAAACCCUCAAAAAGCGCCAUUGACCGCAUGGUUCAAUGGGGGCCCGGGUUGCUCGUCGAUGAUCGGACUGUUCCAAGAACAUGGACCGUGUCGGUUUGUCAACAAUGAGACCACCCCGUCCCUCAACCCGUACAGCUGGAACACCUACUCGAACAUGAUCUAUAUUGAUCAGCCCAUUGGCGUCGGCUUCUCUUAUGGUAACGAUGCCGUGAACAGCACGGUCACAGCGGCUCCCUUCGUGUGGAAGCUGCUACAAGCCUUCUUUGCCCACUUCCCCGAGUACGAGAGCCGUGAAUUCAACUUGUUCACCGAGUCAUACGGCGGUCACUACGGACCUGAGUUUGCCCACUACAUCCAACAACAGAAUACCGGAAUCCAGACCGGUGCUGUCGCUGGGGAGACCAUCAACAUUGGGGCUCUGGGCAUCAACAACGGCUGGUUCGACUCCACGAUCCAGGAGAAGGCUUACAUCACCUAUGCCUUGCAGAAUCCCUACCGUCCGUUGAUCAACGCCUCGGCGGGAGCCAAGUACUACAAGGACUAUCAGGAGUACUGCGUGCCAGCCAUCCAAAAAUGCACCAGUCUUGGCACAGAUGCCGCCUGUAUUCAAGCGGGCAACAUCUGCAGCGAAUACAUCGAUGAUCCGAUCUCGGAAACCGGUGACUGGGAUGUGUAUGAUGUGCGCGAGCCUUCCAACGACCCUUACCCUCCCGAGACCUACUAUUCCUAUCUGAACCAGCCGGCGGUGCAGCGGGCGAUCGGAGCGCGGCAGAAUUACUCGGAAUGUCCCGAUGGGCCGUAUUACAAGUUUGCUGCCACAGGUGACGGCACCCGCUCGUUCCUCGCCACUCUCUCCGAGGUGGUGCAGACUGGCAUCAACGUCUUACUCUGGGCGGGUGAUGCCGACUGGAUCUGUAACUGGAUUGGCGGAUUCGGGGUCGCCAACGCGGUGGAGUUCGCCGGUCAAACGACUUUCCAGAACAAGACUCUCCAGCCGUACACGGUGAAUGGGACGGAGAAAGGCCUCUAUAAGACGGUCGGAAACUUCGCCUUUUUGCGGGUGUAUGAGGCUGGCCACGAGGUGCCCUAUUACCAGCCGGAGACCGCCCUUCAGGUAUUUUCGCAAAUCAUCCAGCAAGUGCCCAUAUUUUCGACUUAGCCGGGCGAUGCGGUGGCCAUAUUGAUGCGUAUGAGACAAAUCAAUGCGACUAUGACAUUGACGAGUGCGAGUGAGGAGAAAGACUUUGGUC